Penicillium canariense is the source of this 1512-nucleotide messenger RNA. Its product is annotated as sugar transporter family protein. The record is from RefSeq and is a predicted model, not a curated record. The transcript is spliced from 3 exons. Gene Ontology annotation, biological process: plasma membrane lactate transport. Gene Ontology annotation, molecular function: secondary active monocarboxylate transmembrane transporter activity. The coding region runs from base 1 to 1512 and encodes 503 amino acids. Gene Ontology annotation, cellular component: plasma membrane. NCBI's taxonomy places the organism in Eukaryota, Fungi, Ascomycota, Eurotiomycetes, Eurotiales, Aspergillaceae.
AUGGCGGACGUACAGGACAAGCAUACGCCUGCCCCGGCCGUGUCCUCCCCCGAUAUCGAGGAGCAUAUGAGUAUCGGGCGGUACGUUGCCACGCGCAUCCCGACGUUGGUGCCGCCGAUGAACCCGGCGCCCAACCCCUUCAAAGCGCUGACGCUGCUAAACCGCCAGCAGUGGCUGUUCUUCGCGGUCGCCUUCGCCGGCUGGACCUGGGACGCCUUCGACUUUUUCACCGUCUCGCUGACCACUAGCCAGCUGGCCAAGGCCUUCGACAAGUCGGUCACGGAUAUCACCUGGGGCAUCACGCUGGUGCUGAUGCUGCGCUCCGUCGGCGCCAUCACCUUCGGUAUUGCCUCGGAUCGCUGGGGUCGUAAGUGGCCCUUCAUCGUCAACCAGAUGAUGUUCAUCGUGCUCGAGCUGGGCGCCGGUUUUUGCCAGAACUACAAGCAGUUUCUAGCCUGCCGGGCGCUGUUCGGCAUUGCUAUGGGCGGUCUCUAUGGGAACGCUGCAGCGACCGCGCUCGAGGACUGCCCGUCCGAGGCGCGUGGUAUAGUUUCCGGCUUGCUACAGCAGGGUUAUGCGUUUGGCUAUCUACUAGCCACCGCAUUCGCGCGUGGCCUGGUCGAUACCACGCCCCAUGGCUGGCGCCCAUUGUUCUGGUUUGCGGCCUGCCCGCCCGUGCUGAUCAUUCUGUUCCGGCUGUGCCUGCCGGAGACGGAGACGUUCCGCCGUCGCCAGGAGGCGCGAGCGGAGGUUCGCGGUGGCGUAGCGGCGUCGUUCAUGGCGGAGGGUAAGGUUGCGCUGAAGCGGCACUGGAUGCUGCUUCUCUACCUGGUCCUGCUGAUGGCCGGAUUCAACUUUAUGUCCCACGGCUCGCAGGAUCUCUACCCGACGAUGCUACAGAACCAAUUCAACUUCUCCAAGAACGCCGUCACCGUUACUCAAGUCGUCGCGAACCUGGGCGCCAUCACCGGCGGCACGCUCUGCGGUUGGGCCAGCCAAAUCUUUGGCCGGCGCUUCUCCAUCAUCGUCAUCAGCAUCGUCGGCGGCGCCCUGCUAUACCCCUAUACCUUUGUGACCAGCGACAAAGUCAUCGCCGCCGCCUUCUUCGAGCAGUUCAUGGUGCAGGGCGCCUGGGGCGUGAUCCCCAUCCACCUGAUGGAGCUCUCGCCCGGGCCCAUCCGCACCUUCGCUGUCGGCACAGCGUACCAGCUGGGUAACCUGGUGUCUUCGGCUAGCUCGACGAUCGAGUCGACUAUCGGCGAGCGCUUCCCACUCCCGCCUACUAAGGCGGUGGCCCACCGCUACGAGUACGGCAAGGUCAUUUGCAUCUUCAUGGGCUGCGUCUUUGCGUAUGUGAUCUUGGUUACGCUGGCUGGGCCGGAGCGUCUGGGACGGAACUUUGAUGCUGAGCAUGAUGCGGAUCUGGCGGUUGUCGCGGCGCACCGGGGUAUUGAUCGCGCUGAUGGUUACGAGAGUGAUCCUGAGAAAGCGACGGCCACACGCCACGAGUGA